Molecule: messenger RNA, 1627 nt
Organism: Panicum virgatum (switchgrass)
Lineage: Eukaryota; Viridiplantae; Streptophyta; Magnoliopsida; Poales; Poaceae
Exons: 2
Coding region: 99-1487 (462 amino acids)
Molecular function (GO): protein binding
Source: RefSeq, a predicted model, not a curated record
AGUCAGUUUCCAUUCCUCCAAGCUAAUCUCGAUCUGGACGCCUGAGCCGUAGCGGAUCUGUGGACGUCUCGCCGGCGGGCGAUUGCCAGGGGGAGGCGAUGGACCCGCCGCCGCCGCCGCCGCUGCCCGACGACGUGCUCGCGGGCAUCCUCCGCCGCCUCGCGCCCCGCGGCCUCGCCGCGUCCCGCUGCGUCUGCCGGGCGUGGCGCCGCGUCGUCGACGACCGCCGCCUGCUGCGCGCCGACCUCCUCCCGCGCUCGCUGGGCGGCAUCUUCCUCAACCUGAACGGUCUGUGGUUCACGCAGUUCCUCGCUCGCCCCACCAUGGGCGCCGCCGUCUCCGGCCGGCUCGACUACACGGUGCCCGGCGACCCCGACCCCGACCGCCUCCCCGUCAUCUACGUCCGCGACCACUGCAACGGCCUCCUCGUGCUCGAUCACUGCGUGGUCAAUCCAGCGACGCGGCAGUGGGUGCUCUUGCCCCCGCGCCCGGAGGACCUGCCCCAACCCCCACCUCCGGGCAUGCAUGCUUGCACAGACGAGUACCUCGUGUUCAACCCCACCCUGUCGCCCGACUUCGAGUUGUUCAUAGUACCAAGUGUAUGCGAGGUCGACAACCAAUGUGAGGAAUCUGAAUGGCCGCCGUCCACACUGAUCCUAUCUGUGUUUUCAUCAAAGACCGGUUCCUGGGAGGAGAAGGCAUUUUGUCGGCAUGGGGAGGCUGCAGGAUUGUUACCUGGCAUGCGGUCAGUAAGAUCAUUUUUGGAUCAUCAGUGUGGCUACUGGCGAGAAGCACUCUAUAUAUGCUGCUCCAACUGUUUUGUUAUGAGGAUAUCACUGUCAGACAACACGUAUCGAGUAAUUAGAUUGCCCAUAGAAGAUGGAGAAUUUUAUCUAGGUAAAUCAAUCAAGGGGAUAUAUUGUGCAUCAUUAGUCCAGGGGGGCCAACUUCAGAUUUGGUUCCUUAAAGACCAUUGUGGUCAUGAUCAGACGGAGUGGGUGUUGAAGCAUGAUAGAGACAUUUUCCCCAUCCUGCCAAAUCUGAACUAUGAUGAACAAUGUGAUGGGCCUUGGAUCUUACAAGAAUUUUACUAUUGGCGACAUGAACAACAUUCUGAUGAAGAUACCGAUGUGGAGGACACCGAACCAAUUGUGGAAGAGAAAAUGGAAGAGAAAUUUUUGUGGGACUCUGACAAUGAUAAUGUUCUCGAACCAGGGACUAGGAGCAAUGAUUCUUACAUUGUUUUCCUUGGAUUUCAUCCUUACAAAGAGGUUGUGUUCUUGAGUGAUAAAUUUGACAGAGUGUUAGCCUAUAAUUGGAGUAGCUCAAAGCUUCAUGAUUUGGGCAAGGUUUUCCCAAAAUUCUAUAUUGAACGUGACCUUCAAUUCCACCAUCGAUUAGUAAAGGCAUCUUUCCCAUACACUCCCUGCUGGUUGGGGGAGCUUCCUGAAAAACUAAAUUCUCAAGCUCACCAGAUUGAAGAUUAGAAUGCACUUGCUGCAAGCUAAGAAUGGAAGACUACUCUUGUCCGACCUUCUUUUUGUAUUUUGUAUACAUAUAUGAUUGUACCUUGUAAACUAAAUUUUCAUACCUCCAGUUUAAAUUUCGUUAUUUUCCCUGCUGUUAA